Alternaria burnsii is the source of this 1557-nucleotide messenger RNA. Its product is annotated as cytochrome p450. The coding region runs from base 1 to 1557 and encodes 518 amino acids. The transcript is spliced from 2 exons. The record is from RefSeq and is a predicted model, not a curated record. NCBI's taxonomy places the organism in Eukaryota, Fungi, Ascomycota, Dothideomycetes, Pleosporales, Pleosporaceae. Gene Ontology annotation, molecular function: heme binding; oxidoreductase activity, acting on paired donors, with incorporation or reduction of molecular oxygen; monooxygenase activity.
AUGGACGACCAUUCGGGCCUUUCACAGGACUCCAAGUCAGUUUUCCCCUUCGCGAUCGCGACAUGGCUUGUCGUUCUCUGGAUAGGCUAUAGGAUCGCUAUUGCCGCUUACAACAUAUCACCUUUCCAUUCACUGUCCCAUUUCCCAGGCCCAAAGAUUGCAGCAGCAUCCUACCUCUACGAAGCAUACUACGACUGGUGGCUAGGAGGACGAUAUGGCAAAGUCAUUGCCCGCAUGCACGAGCAAUACGGUCCCAUCGUACGCAUAAACCCAGACGAACUACAUUGCUCCGACCCUGCUUUCACAGACGAGAUAUAUGCUGGCCCCGGUCGCUCGCGCGACAAGUGGCAGCAUCAACUGAACACUGGUGGAGUUGGACCUGUUGCGGUAACUGGAUUCUCGACAGUCGACCAUGACCUACAUCGCGCACGGAAGGCGCCGUUGAGCAAGUUUUUCUCGCGUCAACAGAUGUUGAAGCUGGAGGGUGAAGUACAUGAGUUUGCCAUGAUGACGGCGAACAAGAUGCUCACUUUCGCUGGGAAAAGCGCCUUUGACGUCAAAGAAGCAUUCAACUGCUAUACUGCCGACGUGAUUUCCCAAUACGCAUUCGGUGAGCCCAUGGGCUUUGUCGCACAGGAAGGCUGGGAACCAAACUUCGCAACCUGGGUCAAGUCAUUUUUCAAGAGCGCAUACAUGAUGCGUCACAACGUUUUGGGUCGAAAGAUGGCGCAGGUCCUACCGUUCAUGGCUGACUAUCUCGGCGAAGAUAUCAAGGCUGUCAUGCGAGUCAUGAACGUAACCAUUCCCCAGUACAUUGGCCAGGCUUUGAAGAACCCAGAGAACGGGCGUGUUUUCGCUGAAGUCAUGGGUAAGGACAAGACGAUGUCUGAGGAGGAGAAGUUCCGCUACAAUGGCGAGGGUUUCAACUUUUUGCUUGCGGGUACCGAAACUACAGCUGCUAUACUUACUGUCUUCACCUACUGGACACUGGCAAAGCCAGAGGUUUACCAGAGACUCCUGGCCGAUCUGUCCAGCGCCGGUAUCAACCUACAGACGCUCAAAUGGGUGGAACUAGAGAAGGUACCAUACUUCUGGGCUGUCCUGCAAGAGUGUCUACGCAUGAUGCCUGGUGUGUCCCAUCGCUCAGCCAGGAUUGCUCGCUUGGAAGACUUACAUUACGUGUCCGCGGAUGGCAAAUCUGACUGGGUCAUUCCGAGAGGCACCCCCAUUGGCAUGACAUCCAUGAUCAACCACUGGAACAGGGAGCUUUUCCCCGACCCCGAUGAAUUUCUUCCCGAACGUUGGCUAUUGGAGGAUGGAUCGCAAAACUACGCGCUGCAAAAGAAGCUGAUUGCAUUCGGAAAAGGAAGCCGCAGCUGCAUCGGUGAGCAGCUGGCGUACUGUGAGCUGUACAUCAUGGGCGCGUACAUGGUACUCAAUGUUCUUCCGAGGGCGAAGCUUGUGGACACCGUGAAGGAGGACAUCUCAUAUGACCAUGACUUGAUUGUUGCGCAGACGACGAAGGGCUCCAUUUCUGUUCGCAUCGCUAUCGAGUAA